Physcomitrium patens is the source of this 2969-nucleotide messenger RNA. RefSeq names its product glucan endo-1,3-beta-glucosidase 3. Lineage: Eukaryota; Viridiplantae; Streptophyta; Bryopsida; Funariales; Funariaceae. Gene Ontology annotation, molecular function: hydrolase activity, hydrolyzing O-glycosyl compounds. The record is from RefSeq and is a predicted model, not a curated record. Gene Ontology annotation, biological process: carbohydrate metabolic process.
CUAAAUUGUCAGCGAAGCUGCCGACCCUGACAAUGCUCCGAGUCAAGGCACUUACAAGGCAGGCAGCCACACUGGGUGGGUGCCCAGGGGAUCCACACUCGGAGGGGGGGUUUGCUUGCGUCGGAAGUGAUGGCUGAAAGGGGACUCGUCUCGAGACCAGCGCUGAGCCUGUCAUGCGAUGAGGAGGAGGCGUCGAGGUUGAGAUCCGUUGGUUGGGUUAUCUCCCCCUGCGUAAGCGUUGGGAAUCGGUCACCACAGCAGCAGCUCAUCGGUACGCCCGACGCUGCAGAGCCGGGAAGAGGAUUUUGACUGGGUUUGAAUGUGUAUCCUACUCUGGCUCUACCAGAGACUUGGUUACAAAUACCAGUAUGUAUAUCAUCCUCAACAGUCACUCGUCACGGCCGGCUCUUGAUGGAUACUUUCCUGUACCGCGCGAUAUCAACUAACCGUCAUCUAUUUGGGAAUGAUGCAAUGAACAAGUUUCUGUAGCGUUAGGAAUGUUCGUCUACAGUCUACAAACUGCUAGGCCCGUAGCUGAUAUAAAUGCUGUAGUUUACUAUAUAUAUAUAUAUGUAAUAGAAUAGUAGGGUUCCUUAAGGUGAUGAAAAGAUUUAUAUGCUUAUCCAGUGGCAACGUUAGAUAAAACAUGCAGGCGUACGUAGAGAUUACUGUUGGGUUUAUGAUGGGUGAUCGUGAUGAUGUUUUCCAAGUCCUUGAUGGCAGAAACUUAAUUAGCCUCACCUGUUUGCUGUCCCCUCCUACUACAUGAUUUGGGUCCAGAUACGUUCAUAAAUGGGGAAGAAGUUCUUCAGGGCCAUUCCUUGUCUUGGAUUCUUAAUAGUCUCAGAAUCCUCCUGGCUGCUACUCUCAGCAUGCAGAGCGGAUUUCACCUAUGUCAGAUUAGGCAGAAGCGAAGUAGAGAAGUUUUCAUGUCCCGUUGCCCAGACCACAGCCUACUGUCAAAUCCGCCAUCUCUGAGCAUAUCUGUCAAGUUUUCAAAAGACGGCACGCAGGCGGAACAUUCACAGCGAGGAUGGAUGCGAAAGGAGGGCUUUGAUAAUAAGCUAGUACAUUGGAUUCCGCAAAACCGAGGGAGAGUGCCAGAGUUUCAAGCCCACCGUGGAAUUUGCAGCUAUGGCUGUUAGAGUCGCACAUAUGAUGCGAAUAUUUCAAGCUAUUUCAAUCUUCAUUCUAAUUUCAAGUGCAGAGGCCUCUAUCGGUGUUAACUACGGAACUUAUGGAGACAACUUGCCAACACCCACUCAAGCUGUGGCUCUACUGAAAAAAUCCGGGGUGACGCAAGCACGCAUAUACGACACCAACCCUUCAGUCCUCAAUGCAUUCCAAGGCUCCAAUAUUCAGCUCGUCGUUGGGGUACGAAAUGACGAGAUCGUAGCCAUCGGGCAAGACAAUGCCACUGCUUACAAGUGGGUUAACGACCACAUAGUGCCGUAUGCUUCAAAAUGCAACAUUACAGCCAUCGCCGUGGGCAACGAAGUCCUCAGCUAUGAAUCUAGUCAAGCAGUAAUGCUCCUGCCUGCGAUGAAGCUCAUACACACGGCUCUUGUAUCUUACAGUCUCGACAGCAUGAUGAAAGUCACGACCCCUAUGUCGGCGGAUCUCCUCGUAAGCAAAUUUCCUCCUUCAAUAGGCGCAUUUAGUGCAAAUCUGACCAAGACGACCUUGGUGCCAAUGCUGGACUUCCUCUCGGCGAUUGGGUCCUUCUACUUCCUGAACGUUUAUCCUCACAAGGAAUACCAGCACGGCCAAACUAAUAUAAGCCUAGAGUUUGCACUAUUUCAGAACAAUCCUGGAGUGGUGGAUUCUGCCACCGGGUUUUUAUAUACUAACGCCUUUGACUCGCUUUUAGAUGCAACCUACGCAGCACUGGCCAAGCUCAAUCAUACAGACCUCACCAUUGUGGUCAGUGAAACGGGGUGGCCUUCCCAAGGAGAGGCUUAUGAGAAAGGUCUUUCCCCAUCGAAUGCACAGACUUACAAUGCCAACCUUGUGAAGCAUGUGCUGAGCAAGGUCGGCAGUCCAGGCAGACCCGGAGUGUUGAUCAUCACUUAUAUCUAUGAACUUUUCAACGAAGAUAAGCGUCAAGGUCCUCUGUCCACUCGGAGCAUGGGAUUGUUUAGUGCGGAAAUGGCGCCUGUAUACGCUGUCGAUCUUUCAGGGAGUCAAGUUACCCAGGUUCCCAUUGGCCCCCCUGCUGCUUCUGCUACUCGCACAUGGUGUGUGGCCAAGCAGGAUGCAAGCCAGGAUGCCUUGCAAGCAGCUCUAGAUUACGCAUGUGGACUUGGACAAGCAGACUGCUUGCCUAUUCAACCAGGUCAAGCGUGCUUCCUGCCUAAUACCAGAACAUCUCAUGCAUCGUGGGCAAUCAACAGCUACUAUCAGAAGAAUUCCAACUCGGCUAAUGCCUGCAACUUUCAGGGAACAGCAACACUCACCACUAAGGAUCCUAGUUACACGGCAUGUGUUUACCCUUCCAACACCCACUUAGCAUCAGGACAAAGAUCCGCAGCGAAGUACUUGGCUCCUAAGGUCAUAAUUUUGCUCUCAUCAGCGGCUUUGGCACUGUGUUUUAGCACCAGAUAGCGAGGGCUGUCCUGUUUAUCUCAUCCUUGAGUCGAACUGCAAUUUUUGGCGUCUGCUCAUUCUCACUAAGUAGAGACUCUCGUUCAUUUAGUCCCAGCUCAAGCUUUGCUAGAAUGAAUGAGGGCUGGCAAGUCCCAUUUCACAUCGCUUUGAGAACCAACAUGAGUAUGACGAAUAAUCCGUUGUUAGAAGCCGAAUGUUAAAAGUAGGCUUUGUAGACGCAGAAUUUUGAGCAGAUUUGGACGUCUAGACUAUCACGACGGUAUGUAGCUGGAAAAACUGCUAAGUACUAGUGACAUGGCACUUCCGCUUUCCAUCAAAUUUCAGAAUUCAACAGGAAAACUUCAAGAACAACUUCCAAAUAA